CCAACACAAUAUUCUGUAAAACGCCGUUGCUGCUCAGAACGGAGUCCUGCUAGAAGCGCCUGGACCCUGCUUCUGCGUUCUCAUGUGGCUGUUGCAUCGUUCAUGUUGCCAUCAGAAUUUCUCAACUCCCAGAAAUAACCCUCGCGUAUCUCAGAUCUGGCCUUCCUUCUUUUGUUGCGGCGUCCCAAGUCUCUUGUCCGUCUCUUCUUUCGUGCGAUCUUUCAGCCUUCCUUCUUCGUCUCAUCUUGUGUUGCUCACUUGCUUCGAUUUGCAUUGCCAUCUUAUUUUGCUGCUCACCCAGUUCUUCGUCUCAUCGGGUUCGACUGCUCACCUGAUCUCUUCACGUUUUGCAAGGAAACUUCUAGAGAGAAGUACAGAAUUGGAGGCCAUCAAAUACAUAGAGAUGGGUUGCAGAAGUAGAGAAUUCUUCUCAGACGACUCUUCUUCUUCAUUGUGUGAGGCUUUGCUCUUUGCCACCAUGUGCAUCAUUGGCCUUCCUGUUGACGUGCAUGUUAAGAAUGGUUCUGUCUAUUCUGGAAUCUUCCACACUGCUUCUGCUGACAAAGAUUACAGUAUCAUUUUGAAGAAAGCAAGGAUGAUCAAGAAGGGAAAAGGUGAUGAGAAUGUGGGAAAGGAGGGGUUGAUAGAUACUCUAGUAAUCCAAUCAGAUGACCUUGUGCAAGUUGUUGCUAAGGGUGUAAUGCUUCCUGCCGAUGGUGUUAGUGGAAAUAUGACUGGUAACGAUGAAGAGGCAGCUGAGCAUACUGCUUCUAGUGUAGAGAAACCAGAAGGGUCUCUGAUGGAUGAUAAAAUGCAGGUUAAUGAAUCAAGACAGGAUGGAGAUGACAUGUUGAAAGGGCAAACUGGUAAUUGCAAACAGAAGUUUGGGUUUGCUGAAGAAAAAAUUGUUGAAAAGGUUCAAGGCCAUUCUUCGAGCCCUGAAAUGGAUGCAUGUCCUAUGCAAGUAGGGUUUGCUGAACAUGGACACGCAUACAUGACAGCUAAAUCUUCUGGGAAUGGGUCAUACAGUGCUCCAGAAUCUGUUAAAGCUAAUGAUCGAUGUUGUGAGAAGUCUAAUUUAGCCAACUUUGCUGCUACAGAUGCCGCUAAAGUUGGGGAUCAUGCCUCAGAGUUGCAUAAUAUUUCAGCAAAAUCUGUACUAAGGAGUACAGAAUCAAUAAAGAACGCUAAGGAAUUCAAGCUCAACCCAGAUGCCAAAGUUUUCUCUCCGUCCUUUGUAAAUCCUAUUUCAGUUACUCCUACUGUGCCACCCGUACCAACAGUUGCGAACAUGGCUUACCUACCAAAUUCCUCUUCUGUUGUACCCAUUGCUGCUAUUCAAUCAGAAGUUGGAUUCAACACUCUUGUGUCUCGUCCUUCUUUGCCUGUUAAAGUUGCUCAGUAUGGUAAUUUGACAGCAGCAAAUGGUGGCAGUGGCUCUCAAUUCACCCAACCUAUUGUUGGACAGCUGACGCAUCGUACACAACCUCUAAGAUUUGCUGCACAUUAUAAUCCUGUUUUGUCUGAACCAACUUAUCUGCAACCUAGCUGUCCUGCUGUUGUGGUUGGGCGUUCAGGGCAGCUUGUCUAUGUCCAUCCUGUUACUCAUGAUCUGGUCCAUGGUGCUAUGUCUAUCUCACCUGUCUCACCACGCCCUUUGUUGAAUAUGAAUCAUGUUCAAUUUCCUAAGCAACAAGGAGGCACAAUGGGUCAAGUGAUGCCGUUUUGUGUUCCGCCACCUGUCCUAGCAAAUGGGCAGCAGCCCUGUUCACUACAAAACCACAAUCCAGUUUUGCAACCUUCCCUUUAUGCAACUCGACCGAUUCCAGUUCUGGGACCGAACGGUUUCUACGGCACUAAAUUUUGAUCGAAUUUUGCAUUUUCUUCUGCUGUGUUACUGAGCCUAUCCCUUCUACCUAUUUGUUUCUUUUUACUUGUUCUUUGAUUGGAGCUCUUUCAUAGAUUCAAAUUUCUGUUCUUUCUACCACCUUAUAUAGUAUCAAAUUUUGUUCCCUUCUUUCCACCUCCUCUCUCUUCAUUAUAAGUGUACAGUUUGCUUGCUUUAGCCAUAUUAUGAGAUAUCUUGUGAGAGGAAUAGUUGUAUUGAAGCCUGGAUUAAAGGAUGAGGUUUAAUUUGUAUUU
Messenger RNA from Prosopis cineraria, 2142 nucleotides. RefSeq lists its product as uncharacterized. Gene Ontology annotation, biological process: cytoplasmic stress granule assembly. Gene Ontology annotation, molecular function: RNA binding. NCBI's taxonomy places the organism in Eukaryota, Viridiplantae, Streptophyta, Magnoliopsida, Fabales, Fabaceae. The transcript has 12 exons. The record is from RefSeq and is a predicted model, not a curated record. The coding region runs from base 83 to 1867 and encodes 594 amino acids. Gene Ontology annotation, cellular component: cytoplasmic stress granule.